Leptopilina boulardi is the source of this 1327-nucleotide messenger RNA. RefSeq names its product protein MAK16 homolog A (gene Rbm13). Gene Ontology annotation, cellular component: preribosome, large subunit precursor; nucleolus. The record is from RefSeq and is a predicted model, not a curated record. The coding region runs from base 303 to 1262 and encodes 319 amino acids. NCBI's taxonomy places the organism in Eukaryota, Metazoa, Arthropoda, Insecta, Hymenoptera, Figitidae. Gene Ontology annotation, biological process: maturation of LSU-rRNA; maturation of 5.8S rRNA. The transcript has 7 exons.
AAUACAAGAUGAUAACAUUUUUAAAUAUUUCGAUAAAUCAUUUUAUAUUUCUUAUUUUUUUACAGUAAAAAUACAAAACAAACACUUUUUUAUACUUUUAAUUGAAAUAGACAAUAAAUCUUUUAUUUAAAUAAAGCGGAAAAAUUACAUUAACCAAUGGGAGAAAAGCAAAUUGUAUGUAACCUAACCUCAACCUGAAAUCAUCGCGCACGUGUUUAGUGAAUUAGUGACAGGUUUUAGUUUUUUAAUAAACUAUUUAUAAAAGAAUUACUUUCUAACAAGGAAUAUUAUUUUGAAUUAAAAUGCAGCACGACGAUGUUGUUUGGAGUAUUAUCAACAAAUCAUUUUGUUCAUUUAAAGUAAAUACAAAAUCACAGAGAUUUUGCCGCAAUGAAUAUAACCUCACAGGUUUGUGUAGUCGUUCCUCUUGUCCUUUGGCUAAUAGUCAAUAUGCCACAGUAAGAGAAGAAAAUGGAAUUAUUUUUCUAUAUAUGAGAACUGCCGAAAGAGUUCAUUUUCCAAAAGAAAUGUGGGAAAAAGUGAAACUUUCACGAAAUUUCGAAAAAGCAAUUCAUCAAAUAAAUGAAAAUCUCCUCUAUUGGCCUGGAUUUAUUAAAUCAAAAUGUAAACAAAGAUUUGUGAAAAUAACACAAUAUUUGAUACGAAUGAGAAAAUUACGAUUAAGACGUCAAAAGAAAAUAGUGCCACUUCAAAGGAAAAUUGAAAGACGCGAAACAAGACGAGAAGAAAAAGCACUUGUUGCCGCUAAAUUAGACACUGCAAUUGAGAAAGAAUUGAUGGAAAGACUCAAGAAGGGAGUGUACAAGGAUAUUUACAAUUUCUCUCAAAAAGCUUUUGAAAAAGCAGUCGAAGCCGUGGAAGUUGAAGGUGAAAGCGAAGCCGAAAGUGAAGAAGAGGAAGAGAAGGAAAUCGAAAGAGAAGUGGAAAUGGAAUUGGAAGCUGAUGAACGUGAAACUGAACUUUAUGUUGAGGAUGAAAGUGAUGAUAAUGAUGACGAUGACGAGUAUCAAUAUGAAUCUGAUGAUGAUCAAGAAAGUGAUUCUGGAUUAAAAGAAGAUGUCGAAGUGUCCAGUGACUUUGAAUCCGAAACGAGCGAUAUCGAGGAUAUAGCGCCGUCGACUAGUAGAAAAGUCAGGAACCCUAGAUUCAUAAGGAAAAAUAAAUUAGACAAAAAAUCACGUCCAAAAGUCGAAAUUGAAUAUGAAAUUGAAAAUGAAGGAAGAGAAAGAGUGCGAUCCUAAAUUAUUAAUUUGUUAUAUGUCUUGUCUUUGUAUAAAGAAAAUAAAUUUCGUAUUAUUAAGAAACA